AUGGCGACCCCAUCACGACCAGUGCCGGCAGCUACCAAUGGCAUUCAUAGCCCAGAAUAUGCACGGCAACAUACUCGGCCACAGAACACGUUCCGCGGCUGCUCAAGAAUCACAGAUUAUGAGGUUAUGGGGAAAAUUGGAGAGGGUACAUUUGGGGAAGUACACAAAGCCAAGUCUAGAAAGACAGGUAUGGUUGUUGCUCUAAAAAAGAUCCUGAUGAUCAACGAGAAGGAUGGGUUUCCAAUUACAGCCCUUCGCGAGAUCAAGACUCUCAAAGCUCUUUUGCACCCAAAUGUCUUGAAUUUGGAGGAGAUGGCCGUCGAGCACCCGCAAAAAAAUACCGAUAAGAAGAAGAAAGCUAUUAUGUACAUGGUCACUCCAUAUUUCGACCAUGACUUAUCAGGUCUUCUGAAGAACCCGAACAUCCACUUUACGGAACCGCAAAUUAAGUGUUAUAUGCUGCAAUUGCUUGAGGGUAUGCGGUACAUUCACGAUCACAACAUCCUUCACCGGGACAUCAAAGCCGCAAACAUUUUGAUCAACAACAAAGGCAUACUUCAAAUUGCAGAUUUUGGCCUGGCGCGACACUAUAACGAGCCUGUACCAGUUGCAGGGAAGGGUAAUGGAGAAGCAAAGGCGCAUUAUACUGUUGUAGUUGUUACAAGAUGGUACCGUCCUCCAGAGCUGUUUUUAGAACUGCAAAACUACACUCCAGCGAUCGAUAUUUGGGGAGUCGGUUGUGUUUUUGGCGAGAUGUUCCUCGGAAAGCCAAUCCUUCAAGGCGAGAGCGAGGAGCAGCAGCUUAAGCUUAUUUUCGAUUUGUGUGGCACUCCCAAUGAGGAAAACAUGCCAGGGUGGAGGUCACUCCCCAAAGCUCAAGGUCUGAAUUUUAGCCCACCGCGCCCUUCGACACUAGCUCAGAGAUUCAGAGAACAAGGCUCUGGUGCUAUCUCUUUAUUGCAGGAACUGCUGAAACUCGAUUGGAGGAAGCGUACCAACGCAAUCGAUGCGUUAAAGCAUCCAUACUUCCGAAACACGCCUUUACCUAUGAAACCACACGAGAUCCCAAUUCUGGAAUCAUCACAUGAGUUUGAUUCAAAGCAGCACCGGGGACAAAAACAGGCCCCACCACCUCCCAAAGGAGGCGAUGUGGGCAUGGGGCCAGACCAAUGGGAGCGGAACGGGAGUGGACCAGGAUAUGAUAAUUACGUCAGUCAUCGGGGUCACCAAAACGGUCGCUACCCUCCCCCUCCUCCUCACGGUGGCUACAGAAACAGUGGUCCACCACCUCCACAAUACGAUGACCGCAAACCAGCGUGGAGACGAGAUGAUCGAGGUUUACCACCGCGACCACCACCUACAGAUUUCGCUUAUGAUGGUGGAAGAUCAGACCAACAUGGUCACCGAUCCAGAUCCCAAGAUUUAGAUGGUCGCGGCCAUCGCGAUCGUGAUCACGCGCCCCUUCCUCGGAGUAGAGCAGGAGGUGGUGGGAAUAUCGACACAUACAUUCCAAGUUAUAACAUGAACCGGCGACCAAGAGACGACCGCCCACCAGGGGCCGACCGUUUACCACGAGAUGACCGCCGAGACGACCGACCAAGACACAGUAAUGGAGCCAGGCACGAAUACGACAGUCGAGGUUCCCGUGAUAGCCGAAGUCGUACCCGCAGCCCCAUUAAUGAUCGUGGGAGGGAUCGAUAUAGAGAACGCGAACCUAUAGGAGAUCCUUAUUCCCAUCGUCGUUGA
This is a messenger RNA of Sclerotinia sclerotiorum 1980 UF-70, 1746 nucleotides long. RefSeq lists its product as hypothetical. Gene Ontology annotation, biological process: protein phosphorylation. Bases 1 to 1746 code for a protein of 581 amino acids. The record is from RefSeq and is a predicted model, not a curated record. Gene Ontology annotation, molecular function: cyclin-dependent protein serine/threonine kinase activity; ATP binding. Gene Ontology annotation, cellular component: nucleus. Lineage: Eukaryota; Fungi; Ascomycota; Leotiomycetes; Helotiales; Sclerotiniaceae. The transcript is spliced from 2 exons.